AUGUUCAAAUUUGAUGAUACUAAUGACUGUUUGGAUUUAAAUAGUGUUGCUGUAGCUGAUGAAUCUUUAGCUGCCUUUAAUGAUUUGAAAUUGGGUAAAAAGUAUAAAUUCAUUUUGUACGGUUUAAAUGAUGACAAAACCCAAAUCGUUGUUAAGGAAACUUCUGCUGAACCAUCUUACGAUGUCUUCUUAGAAAAAUUACCAGAAAAUGAAUGUUUAUACGCUGUUUAUGAUUUCGAAUAUGAAGUUGGUGCUGGUGAAGGUAAAAGAUCAAAGAUUGUCUUUUUAACUUGGUCCCCAGAUACCGCUCCAGUUAGAUCAAAGAUGGUUUACGCUUCUUCAAAGGAUGCUUUGAGAAGAGCCUUGAACGGUAUUGCCUCUGAUGUCCAAGGUACUGAUUUCUCUGAAGUUGCUUAUGAAACUGUCUUGGACAAGGUUAGUUCCGGUACUCACUGA
Molecule: messenger RNA, 456 nt
Organism: Vanderwaltozyma polyspora DSM 70294
Lineage: Eukaryota; Fungi; Ascomycota; Saccharomycetes; Saccharomycetales; Saccharomycetaceae
Gene: COF1
Product: cofilin
Exons: 1
Coding region: 1-456 (151 amino acids)
Biological process (GO): actin filament severing; cell motility; actin filament depolymerization
Cellular component (GO): cytoplasm; actin cytoskeleton; actin cortical patch
Molecular function (GO): actin filament binding
Source: RefSeq, a predicted model, not a curated record